ACCAGCAGGGCGGAGUACGGCAUUGUUGAGCAAUACGAGCAAUUCUUGGUGUUGACUUUUUGAUUUACUGUAACACCAUACGCCUACUAGUAAGUUGUGAAUUAUCUGCGGUGAAAGCCAAAGUAUUUCAAUUGACGGAUUAGUGUAGUUAAAUACGCCUAAAUAGUGGGUCUGGUCCAAAUGAGUCGUCGGGGUUCGCCUCUGUGAAGAAAGGGAGAGAUAUAACUGCACUCUGUCACAACGGUUUUAUCCACUCAUUCUGAGCCAAAUAAGCGAUGCUGGUCACCGUUUUCUGCGCACCGAGGGAUCGGCCAGAAAGCACAUUUGCCCUCGAUGUAUCCCCGGAGCUGGAGCUGAGAGACUUUGUAGCACUUUGUGAACUCGAAUCAGGAAUCCCUGCCGGGGAAAUUCUGAUCUCCUAUGUAGAGCAGCCCCUAAAAGACCCGACUCGUGCCUUGGGGACCUACGGCGUAAAGGAUGGAGAUGUGGUGGUUCUCAGGCAAGCGGAUAGAAGGCCACCGCCAACCCAGCCAGCCUUCCCAGGUCUGCCCCAUAUCGACUUUCGCUCCAUCACAGUCCCUGGCGCCUCUUCUUCCACCGCUCCUCUUAGUACCGUCAGGGCACCACAACAGGCUCCACAGCAGACGCAACAACAGCCGCCACCACCACAACAACAGCAGCAGCAGCAGCCGCUGCAGCGUAACGCACAACCUUCCACACCAACGACCAGUCGCGGGUCCACCUCGACCCAGGGGCUGGAUGACCCUGCCUUACUCCAGCAGAUGCUCCUGGCCAAUCCACACGAGCUGUCUCUCCUGAAAGAGCGAAACCCGCCUCUUGCCGAGGCCCUGCUGAGCGGUGAUUUAGAGCGUUUCACCAAAGUGCUGCUGGAGCAACAGCAGGAUCGAGCCAAGAGGGAGCAGGAGCGAAUCCGGCUGCUGACUGCAGAUCCUUUUGAUUUGGAGGCUCAGGCGAAAAUCGAGGAGGAUAUCAGGCAGCACAACGUCGAAGAAAACAUGACCAUUGCCAUGGAGGAGGCUCCAGAAAGCUUCGGGCAGGUGGUUAUGCUCUACAUUAACUGCAAAGUCAACGGACACCCCGUGAAAGCUUUUGUUGACUCAGGGGCUCAGAUGACCAUUAUGAGCCAAGCGUGUGCCGAGCGAUGUAACAUCAUGCGCCUGGUGGACCGCCGUUGGGCCGGCAUUGCCAAGGGAGUGGGCACACAGAAGAUCAUUGGCAGAGUUCAUUUGGCUCAGGUCCAGAUUGAAGGGGAUUUUCUUCCCUGUUCUUUCUCCAUCUUGGAGGACCAGCCCAUGGACAUGCUGCUUGGCCUGGACAUGCUCAAGAGACACCAGUGUUCAAUCGACCUAAAGAGAAACGUGCUUCUCAUUGGCACAACGGGCACAGAGACUCGCUUCCUGUCCGAGGCCGAGCUGCCCGAAUGCGCCCGGCUGGCAUAUGGGCCCGAGGGGCGCGAAGACGGUCGUCCAGAAGAGAUAGCGGACAGAGAGCUAGCAGAGGCGCUUCAGAGGUCCAUACAGGAAAGCGACACUGCAGAUGGACAGACUACCUCACCGCAGCCAUCGUCAUUACCCACAAUCUCAGACCAGAUGUCCUCACCAACCAUUGAUCCCUCCCUCAGCCCGUCCCCAAGCCAGCAGAACCAAAUCCUGGAUUCACAGUCCACCAAGGUCCCUCUUGAUCAGGCCUCAGGACCUGGACUUUGCCAGGACCAACAUGGCCCCCAGGAGGUUCCUCUGCCUACAGAGGAUGAUGGUUCUACAGCACAGGAGGUGCCCAGUCCCCAUCUGCCAGACAAUAGCAUCUCUGUUGAAGCACCUGAGCCCAGUCAGUCACCAGAUGCCCUCCAGUGUCCAAAGCGUGGCGCUGGCCCUGGAGAAUUAACAGAGGGAGAGGACAGCUCCCCGCACCCAGAGCAGCUGCCCAUGGAGCAGGAGGUGACUGGGUCCGUUCCAUCUGAAGUCAAAGAAACAUGUCCCAGUAAUCCCAACCAGUCAGUUGAAAUGAACUCCCCCCACAGUGUGACCAGCUCAUGUCGGGACCAGGCCGAGGGUGAGCGCUGCCCCAGCAUCCCCUCUCUGGCUGCCGCCCUCAUGGAGCUCCAUGAACUGCUGCUCUCCAACAGCACUUCCCUCCCGCUGACACAUCCAGUCACACAUGACCCGGAGCAAGUGACACCUGAUAUCACCCCGCCGACGCAAGCCAGAGCAGAACCAAGCAAUACCAAAGCCAAACCAGCUGCUACAGCUGCUUGUGAGGGACAUUCUGAGUGUCUUGUGCUGGAUGGAGGAGGAGCAGACUCUGUUGAGGGAUCUCUGGAGCCUCCAGAAGGCUCUACAGGCCAAGAUGAAGCCAGUGACCUCAGCAUUUAUCAUCCUAAGGUGGAGAGUUGUAAUUCUGCGGGGGACUUCAGGGAACCCCCUGACGGGCAGCAGGGGAGCGGGACUGCAGAUGGAGGAGCCUCUGACACGAACACCCCAGACAUUCUCAGCUCCCAUCUCGGUUCUCUAUCCGCCGAGGAAGUCUCUAGCGCCUCCUCCGCCCCUCCUCCCGCUCAGGCCAUACCUCUAGCUCCCUUUACAGAACAAUUUCCGGCGGAACACAUCCAGAGAAUCCAGGCUGCAGGUUUUUCUGCCCACGAUGCUGCAGAGGCUCUGGAGCAGGCGCACGGGGUCGUGGAGCUGGCGCUGCUGGCACUCCUGGCCCGCAGCAUCACCGUGCCCACAUAAACUCUGAGCCGCAAACGUCUGUCUUAUUUUAACUUUGGUUCUGAUCCAGAUGUCUCAUCCCUUCCCAGAAGGGAGAAUGUCAUAGCAGGGAUAUGCUGUCACAAGUACUGAUCAUACUUUUCUUGACUUGGUGUGUAUUGCAUGCUGAUGUUGUCGGCCUAGCACCCAUCUCAAUGGUUUGAAGGUAUUUUCUACACUAGACUGGUUUGGGUUUUUCUAGUGUGUUCCAUAUUGUUCAAUGCAGAAUAUGUCAUUUAUUGUUGAACCAUUAAAUAUAUAAAUUGCUUUCUUUAAAUCUUUGUACUGUUAAGAGUUUACAUCGGUAGAGCAAUACAUUUUCUCCAUAAUACAUCAAAUUGAACGCUCUGCCAUCCUCAGUAAUCAAAUCAUGAAAUCCUCAUAUGUACAUCAAAUAUAUAACACACCAAUAUCACAGUUUAUUUUGCCUUUUGUUUUUGAAGGCUGUAUGUAUAUUUGCUGUCUGUUUUAUAUGUCAAAGACCGGGUGCUCAUUCCGAUUUAAGUGUUUUUCAUCUUGUCUACGGCUUACGAUUUCAACGUCAUCGUACACCACGGCUUUAUCCAAGUCAUCCUAUGGCAAAUUGAUUUACUUUUAAUCUUGUAUCAGAUUUUAAAUGGCAAAUAAAGCUGAUUUAGUAUUUGUAUAGUGUG
Molecule: messenger RNA, 3421 nt
Organism: Dunckerocampus dactyliophorus (ringed pipefish)
Lineage: Eukaryota; Metazoa; Chordata; Actinopteri; Syngnathiformes; Syngnathidae
Gene: ddi2
Product: DNA-damage inducible protein 2
Exons: 9
Coding region: 276-2750 (824 amino acids)
Biological process (GO): proteolysis
Molecular function (GO): aspartic-type endopeptidase activity
Source: RefSeq, a predicted model, not a curated record